This is a messenger RNA of Brassica napus (rape), 954 nucleotides long. Its product is annotated as glutathione S-transferase T3-like. Bases 1 to 954 code for a protein of 317 amino acids. The record is from RefSeq and is a predicted model, not a curated record. The transcript has 3 exons. Lineage: Eukaryota; Viridiplantae; Streptophyta; Magnoliopsida; Brassicales; Brassicaceae.
AUGGCGAUGAAGCUGUCUCUCGGUGGUGACAGAGCUCUCUCACUUUGCUUCUCCUCGAAUCAAAGAGUGCGUGGCUCGAAGGUACAAGAGGAAGGAACCUCAAACGAGAGGAGGGCAAAGCAGAGCAAUACAGGGAUGGAUUCCAAUCCAUACUGGCAUGGUAGUAACUUUGUUGAUCUCCUUACGAGUCAACAAGGUGUCUUUAGUUUAGUAGAAGAAACUGUCCCUGAAGACACUCCUGCUGAGCGUAAGGAACGCCGGAUGUGGACGCUUGUAGAAGAUAUGGUGCUCCUCAGCUCCUGGCUCAACACAAGCAAAGAUCCAGUAGUGGGAAAUGAGCAACGGUCUGGGACAUUCUGGAAAAGGAUUGCCGCUUACUUUGCGGCAAGUCCCAAGGUUGCAGCCACUGAACUCCGAGAAUACACUCAUUGCAAGCAGCGUUGGCACAAGAUAAAUGAUCAAGUCAACAAGUUCUGUGGGGCUUUUGAAGCAGCAAGUAGAGAGAAAAUGAGUGGGCAAAAUGAGAAUGCUGUUCUCAAAUUAGCUCAUGAAAUAUUCUUCAACAACCACCAAAAAAAAUUUAUCUUUGAGCAUGCUUGGAAAGAGCUUCGGAAUGAUCAAAAAUGGUGUGAACUCUCACGCCAAGGAACCGCAAAAAGGAGGAAGUGUGACGAGGGUUCACAGUCGGAGACUUCACAUGCCAAUGCAACCGGGACAGAGGAGCGUCCCUCGGGUGUUAAGGCAGCAAAAGGGAAGAAGAAGAAGAAUUUUGAGGUCGCGGAAACGCUGUCAAAGUUUCAGACUAUGUGGGAAAUUAAACAGCAAGACUUGGCCAAGAAGGAUAGUCUUACAAAAAUGCGUCUACUUGAGAGCUUACUUGCAAGGAAGGAACCCUUAGAUGAUUAUGAAGAAGCUCUAAAGAAAAAGCUCAUAAUUAAGUGCUUGUCUAACUAG